GCACAAUCAACUCGAGCGAAUGUGCGUGAGCUGACAGCUGUCCCGAUGAUAUCGAUGAACGUAUCCAGCAGCAGUAGUAACAGCCUUCCCCAGAACAGCCACGGCAAAAAGCAAAAGAAGAAACACAAGAAGCAUCGCAAAACGGCAACAUUAGACAUCUCUAGUUUGGAGCUGGGACCCCAGGUCCCUUCCACCGAUGAACUGUGCCACAUCCUCACCAUCCACAGAUCCACCACCCCUCCAGUUUCACCCCCAACUCCCCCAUUAAACCUCUCUGAGAGCCCUCCAGAAUUACAGCCUCCAGCUCCCCUCCCGCACUCAGUUCCCAUCGCAGUGGUUCCGUCACCUACCAUAGUCUCCUCUCCAGACACACCCUCAACUCUUAUAGCACCUUCCGUGGGCCUACCUUCCAUGGGCCUACCUUCCGUUUUCUCCACGACUCCUCCCUCUCCACAUAACCUAUCCAAUCAGACAACCCCACCGCAGGCUCUGAGCCCUCCUCCUCCAGACUUUUCCCCGCCCCCUGCAGAAUUACUCGGCUCAGAUGAUGAAGAGCAGGAGAAUCCGGCAGAUUACUGUAGAGGAGGGUAUUAUCCAGUAAAGAUUGGAGACCUGUUUAAUGGCAGAUAUCAUGUGGUCAGGAAACUGGGAUGGGGCCAUUUCUCUACUGUAUGGCUGUGUUGGGAUCUACAACGGAAACGGUUUGUGGCCCUUAAAGUAGUUAAAAGUGCCCAGCACUACACUGAGACUGCACUGGAUGAGAUUAAGCUACUGAAAUGUGUGCGAGACAGUGACCCCACAGACACUAAACGGGAAAGGAUAGUUCAGCUCAUCGAUGAUUUUAAGAUCUCUGGUGUCAACGGUGUUCAUGUGUGUAUGGUACUAGAGGUGCUCGGUCACCAGCUGCUAAAAUGGAUUAUCAAGUCCAACUACAUGGGCCUGCCUCUGAUCUGUGUGAAAAGCGUUCUUCGACAGGUUCUUGAGGGUCUAGAUUAUUUGCACACUAAAUGCAAGAUCAUCCAUACGGACAUAAAGCCAGAGAAUAUCUUGCUUGAUGUAAAUGAGGUGUACGUGAGACGAUUGGCGGCGGAGGCCACGUUAUGGCAGAAAUCUGGAGCUCCGCCCCCCUCGGGCUCUUCUGUUAGCACGGCCCCAAGGGAGAAACAGUUGGGAAAAUUAUCAAAAAACAAGAAGAAGAAGUUGAAAAGGAAAGCCAAACGGCAGCAGCGUCUGUUGGACGAGAGGCUGCUGGAUCUUAAGCGGAUGGAGGAGCUGGAUGGAGUUUUGCCAUCAGAUGCUUCUGGAAACACACGGGCACUUUGGAGACUUAGUGAAGAUGGAGAGGACGAUGACACACAAGCACAAAUGAAUGGUAACGGUCACUCCUUGUUAGGGGCUCAGACUAAACACAGUCCAGAAUCUGGCUCACCGUGGCUGGAGGAGGGGUUUAAUGGCUACGGGCCCAUGCGGUUCUCCAGCCCUGGAUCAGGCCUGUCGGGUCUGUCUGGAUCCAUCCUGUCUGCUACCUCUGAAUCUGCUCUGUCUACUCUGUCUAGCUACUCCACAGAGCAUUCGCUGUUGUCACCCAACUCAUACUCUGCUGCUGAUUUUUUGGUGAAUCCUCUUGAACCUCAGAACGCAGACAAGAUACGCAUCAAGAUUGCAGACCUGGGCAAUGCAUGCUGGGUGCACAAGCACUUUACAGAGGACAUUCAGACACGUCAGUAUCGAGCUCUGGAGGUCCUGAUCGGAGCAGAAUAUGGGCCUCCUGCUGACAUAUGGAGCACUGCGUGUAUGGCAUUUGAGUUGGCUACUGGAGACUACCUGUUUGAGCCUCAUUCAGGAGAGGACUACACAAGAGAUGAAGAUCACAUAGCUCACAUAGUUGAGUUGUUGGGCCCCAUUCCUCCACACUUCGCUCUCUCAGGCAGAUACUCCAGAGAAUACUUCACCCGUAUAGGUGAGCUGCGGCAUAUCGCAAACCUUAAGCCAUGGGCACUAUUUGAGGUAUUGCUGGAGAAAUAUGAGUGGCCCUUGGACCAGGCGGCCCAGUUCAGUGACUUCCUCCUCACCAUGCUUGAGUUUAUACCAGAGAACCGCGCUACAGCAGCUGAGUGUCUACAACACCCAUGGAUCAACUCAUAACACUGUAUCUCCCCUGAAAACGUUCAUUCACUGCAUUUGUGCGGUCUGCAUCCUUUAGGUCCAAUUGGGCACCUUUCAGGGCGAAAACUUACUGUUGAGGUAAAACAAACUGGAGACACUGAAUUCUGAGCACACAUUAGCUAGAACCUCAAACGUAUGUUGUUUUUUAUACAUAAAUAUAUUUAAAGAAGCUUUGAUCUCUGAAGAUGAGGAUGAAUUGUCUGUAGUCUGUCAAAUGUUUUCAUUGUACAGUCAUCUAAUUGUGUAGAAGGGUCACAUAUUUAUGUUGAAAUAGUGCCUUGACAUGACAUCUGCAAAAACAGAAAAGUAAAAAAAAAAAAAGCCCCUCACCCUUUUAUUAUUGUCUGCCAAUAUGUGUGAGGAAUGCUUGUUUAUGAACAUACAGAACCCUGUAUGAGUAGUACUUGAUUGAAUUCAAUAAUGAAUUAAAACCCUGUGUACCGAAGAAUAAAGGAUCACUCAAA
Messenger RNA from Xyrauchen texanus (razorback sucker), 2630 nucleotides. It is a transcript of the gene srpk3, whose product is annotated as SRSF protein kinase 3. The transcript has 16 exons. Gene Ontology annotation, molecular function: ATP binding; protein kinase activity. The coding region runs from base 46 to 2145 and encodes 699 amino acids. Gene Ontology annotation, biological process: protein phosphorylation; spliceosomal complex assembly; regulation of mRNA processing. NCBI's taxonomy places the organism in Eukaryota, Metazoa, Chordata, Actinopteri, Cypriniformes, Catostomidae. The record is from RefSeq and is a predicted model, not a curated record.